UUUAGGAAAAGUUAGAAGUAGAAAGGGAAAACCUGAUUUCAGAUAUUGCAAAGAGUGUACAUUGACUGUCUUGGUAUAAUGUGACUUUUUUUUUGUCAAGUAGACGACACGCAAUUUUGGAGAACUAAACUAUCUCUCCCUCUCCCCUUUUAUUAUUAUUAAAAAAAAAAUGUCAUUUGUGCCUUUACAUAAUUUUAAUCCUAAUUCAUUUAAAACAUCAACACUUAUUUUGCCUACUGUUUCUAUUGGAAAUGUACCUCAAUUAGUUACAGAUCUACUCAUUCAUACUUUUAAACUUGAACGUGUUGGGUUUUUGGAUGAUAAUGAUGUCAUGCCUGUAGCAGGUGUACGUGAAGAUGUGAAUCAACCUGUUUUUCAGUCAAAAGAUAAACGCUGGACUUGUAUUCAACAACGUUCACCCGCUGUAAAAGGCAAAAGAAACGAAUUUAUUCAGCAUAUAAAAGAGUUUGCUCUCAAUUUUGCUCACGUUGUCAUUUUAACUACAAUGGACGCCUCACGUCGUUUAGACUCCCAAAUACAAGGAGCACCUUUUAGAGUGUAUGGUGAAGGAAAUGUAAUGAUGCGUUCAGCUACAUUGGGUAUUCCUGUCUUGGAGAAUUUAGAACUUGAAUCUAAUCAAGAUAACAAGGAAAAUGGCCGUAAAGUUCAUUUGCCUGGCUCUGGCUUAGCAAGACAUUUAUAUGAAGCACUUUCUAAAGAUAUUGAGACAACGUUACUUAUUAUGUUUGCAUUAGAAGGAGAUAAUGCUCAAGACAGUAUAGAAUUCGCAAGAUUUGUAAAUACAUUAUUACAAAUUCAAACAACAAACUUAUCUUCUUGGACUAUACCAAAGAGUUGGGAAUAUUUAUUCGGUACACCUUAUAAUGCAGAAUUAUAUCAAUAAAAUGAGAUUAAAACGUUUCAUCAUCAUCAUCAUCAUUAUGAACUUCUUCACCCUCAGGCGGGACUUCAAAUCCAUCUUCAGUUUGGUAAAGAAUAUGUUGAAUUUGUCUAAGGCUAUCUGAAUAUUCAUGAUGACUUAUUUCUACAUAUUCUUGAACUAAAAUUUCAAUAUCUCUUAAUUUCCUAAAAUAAAAAUCUCUCUCCGUCUCAAGUCCGUCUACUGUCGUUUUUAAUGCCAUAAUUUGCCUAUUUAAAUCUUGGAUGGCCGUAUUUGGGUUUUUAUCCAUCGUAUGACCAUUAUGGGCCCCUUUUGCAGAUGAUAAACGGCCUGUUGCUGCUGUAUGAUUUGUUAUAUUUCGUACUAUAUGUAUUGAAUUAUUAUUUCUUCUUCUUUGU
Messenger RNA from Cokeromyces recurvatus, 1299 nucleotides. Its product is annotated as PAC2 family-domain-containing protein. Gene Ontology annotation, cellular component: nucleus; cytosol. The record is from RefSeq and is a predicted model, not a curated record. The transcript has 4 exons. Gene Ontology annotation, biological process: proteasome assembly. Lineage: Eukaryota; Fungi; Mucoromycota; Mucoromycetes; Mucorales; Mucoraceae. Bases 170 to 904 code for a protein of 244 amino acids.